GCAUCCACCACUUCAGAUCGAAAGUGAAAACAUAGUAUUUCACAAGGCUGAGUUCUUUUGGUGUUACCACACACGUCUGCAAUACCUAGUGCUGUUGACGAAAGCAAGCAUGGCCGCAUACCAAAAGCAGGAACCAGAAAACCCCGAGUCGGCCUUGGCAGACGCUCACCAGCGGGUGGAAAGGAUUGGGGAGGAUCUUGAAGUUAUUACCUUGCAUAGCACUAAAAGAGCUAUCAAAUCCCGCCAUGCGCAGAUGCUUGUUAUAGGUGGCACCAUAGGUACCGGCCUCUUUGUCGGGACAGGGCAGGCACUGGCGAUUGCAGGCCCAGCCUUUCUCUUCUCCGCGUACGUGGUGAUAUGUUUCCUCGUCUUCGGCAUCGUCACCGCCAUUGUCGAGGUCGGCGCCUAUCUGCCCGUAACAGGCAUGUCCGUGGCGUACUACGGGAACCGGAUCGUUUCGCCUAGUCUCGGGUUCGCCUUGGGCUGGCUGUACUGGUAUACCUGGGGCAUAAGCGUCGCCUACGAGAUCACAGCCGCCGCGGUCGUGAUCGGCUACUGGCCAACCACGGUACCAGUCGCCGUAUGGAUCACGGUCAUGCUGGUAGUCAUUAUUGCACUUAACUUCUUUCCGGUGGGAAUCUAUGCCGAGGUCGAGUUCUGGUGCGCGUCGAUCAAAGUUUUCACCAUCAUCGGGCUGUUGAUUUUGUCCGUAGUCCUGUUCUUUGGCGGCGGACCAAAUCAUACGCGUUUAGGCUUUUGGUACUGGCAGGACCCCGGGGCGACCAAUGAGUAUCUCGUAGGAGGCGCUGGCGGCCGGUUCUGUGCCUUUCUGUACACCCUCAUUUACUCGUGCUUCAGCUUCAACUUCAGUCCCGAGUUGAUCAUCAUCACGGCGGGUGAGAUGAAGUCGCCCCGCAAGAACCUUCCAAAGGCCGCGCUGCACUUCAUCUGGCGCUUGAUCAUGUUUUACGCCCUCGGUGCGUUUGCUAUCGGUGUCAUAUGUCGAAGCGACGAGCCGGCGUUAACCAACGGUGGAAAAGGGGCUGCCGCAUCUCCGUGGGUCAUCGCUAUCAAGAAUGCCGGAAUCCAUGCAUUAGAUAGUAUCAUCAAUGCUGUGAUUGUAACUUCGGCUUGGUCAAGCGGAAAUUCGGUAUUGUACAUGUCCAGCCGCUCCUUGUAUUCGCUUGCCAUAGUUGGGAAUGCGCCCAAAAUAUUCGGUUAUUGCAACAAGCACGGGGUACCAGUUUAUGCCGUCGUUGCAUCUAGCUUGUUAUCUUUGCUGGCAUACUUAAAUGUUGGCAUUGUCAGUGGCAUCGUAUUCAAUUGGUUUGUAAGUAUCAUCAACACCGCAGCCUUUAUAAGUUGGGUUUGCUGCUGUGUCAUUUACUUUCGCUUCAAGAAGGCGUGCGCAGCACAGGGCAUUUCGGAUUCCGAUUUGCCUUAUUCAAGCGUCUUACAGCCAUGGGCAGCAUGGGUUGCUGUCGUGGCAUUCGGUAUUUUUGGGCUGCUAAACGGAUUCUCAGUAUUCUUUCCAAAUCGAUUCAACGCCUCAGACUUUCUCACAGCGUAUAUCGGAAUUAUAGUGUUCUUAUUGAUAUACUUCGGCCACAGGAUCUCGGUCAAUAGAAAAGACCCAUGGAUUAGAACACCCGACUCAGUUGAUCUAAAGACAGGGUUGGCGGAUAUACUAACCAAAGAGGAAUCCGAUGCCGCCAUUGAAGAGUUGGAUCCCCCUGCCAAGCGUGAUAGAAGUCGGUGGUUAAGGAGGAUUUGCACAUUGUGGGGAUGGGACUAAAAUGGCAUUUGCCUAUUCAAAAACAGUAUAGACUUCCGUAGCCAUGAACUUACACCGAAGGCCGAAGCCGAAGCCGAAGCUGGACGCUUAUAAGAACC
Messenger RNA from Daldinia caldariorum, 1893 nucleotides. RefSeq names its product amino acid permease/ SLC12A domain-containing protein. The coding region runs from base 110 to 1795 and encodes 561 amino acids. Gene Ontology annotation, biological process: amino acid transmembrane transport. Gene Ontology annotation, cellular component: membrane. The transcript is spliced from 2 exons. Gene Ontology annotation, molecular function: amino acid transmembrane transporter activity. Lineage: Eukaryota; Fungi; Ascomycota; Sordariomycetes; Xylariales; Hypoxylaceae. The record is from RefSeq and is a predicted model, not a curated record.